AAGCUCCAUAUAUGCCUCAGCUUAUAGCAAAUGCAAGAGAACAAAUUACAAGAGUACUUAAAGCCGAAAUGUGUAAAAAAGAUCAAAUAAAAACUGCAUUAAUUGCUCAAUGUAUAUAUUCUGGGCAUGCUAGCAAAGGGAAGGACAAACUUAAAAGUCCAUUAACUAUAAUUGCUUAUCACAGAAGCCUCAUGCGUAUUAUUCUUACAGAAGAAGAUAUUAAUGAACAUAUAAAUUUAUCUAUAUCAGAAAUAGAUAAUGCUAUAGACUCAUUUAUGCAAGAAGGAUCAGAAAUGAAUUUGGUAAGGAUUGAAAUGCUAACUAUUGAAGCUUAUACAUAUCAAAGAGCAUUUGGUGGAUCAUAUAUCUCGACACCAAAGAAGCUUGCCAAUACCAAAUGUACAAUCAAUCCUGAUAACUCAAAAAUAAUUAAUCCAGUUACAGGUAUGCCAUCUAAUAAUUGUCUUCAAGGUGCAUUAGCUUGUUAUUUUGCUUAUAAAGAUGGACAUACAGAACACUUUGAACGAAUAUAUACAAAAAAAGAUUAUAAACAAUACUUAGAUAUAGUCAAUUUAGAUGGAAUCCCAAUGCCUACUCCAAUUUGCUCACGUAUAUUCAAUAAGAUAGAAGAGAUGAAUCCAGAUAUUUCUAUUAAUGUUUGGGAAUAG
Molecule: messenger RNA, 668 nt
Organism: Ambispora leptoticha
Lineage: Eukaryota; Fungi; Glomeromycota; Glomeromycetes; Archaeosporales; Ambisporaceae
Source: the annotation of a GenBank genome assembly